AUGAAGCAAAGAUUCUCCUCUCUCGAUGUCAAGGCCAUCGCGCAUGAGCUCUCCCAAAGCCUCGUGACGCUGCGACUCGCCAACGUCUACGACCUUUCCUCCAAGAUUAUGCUCUUCAAGUUCGCGAAACCCGAUAGCAAGAAACAACUCGUCGUCGAUGCCGGCUUUCGCUGCCACCUUACCGACUUUUCCCGCACGACAGCUGCCGCUCCGUCGGGCUUUGUCGCACGCUUGAGGAAGUUCCUGAAGACGAGGAGGGUGACCGAGGUCAGGCAGGUUGGCACGGACAGGGUUAUCGAGUUUGUGUUCAGCGAUGGGAGUUAUCGAUUGUUCCUCGAGUUCUUUGCGGGCGGCAACGUUAUUCUCACCGAUCACAAUCUAAAAAUCCUAGCUCUACUGAGGAUUGUCCACGAGGGGGAAGGUCAGGAGCCGCAGAAAAUCGGGUUAACCUAUGCGAUUGAGCAGAGACAAAACUACAACGAGGUUCCGCCUCUUACCCUGGAACGUCUCCGCGAUGCUCUCCAUACGAUGGCUGAGAAGGCUGGGAAGAGUGGGGAUGCUGGUGGGAAGAAGAAAAAAUCGAAACCCGGAGAGGCAUUGCGCAAGGGUUUGGCCACAACGAUAACUGAGAUUCCGCCUGUAUUGGUAGAACAUGUCCUUCGUGCAAGCGAGUUCAACGCCGACGCUUCCCCUACCGAGAUUCUAGCCAGCAAGCAGCAAACCGAUCUCCUAUUCAACGCACUCCAAGAUGCUCGGCGCUUGGUCGAUGAGUCUCCCAGCACCGCAACCUGCAAGGGGUACAUAAUUGCCAGGCACAAGCCCGGAUACACCCCAAGCACAGAACCUGACGCACCCCCAGCGAAACGAGAGAAUUUAAUAUACGAAGAUUUCCAUCCCUUCGUGCCUCAUAAAUUCAUCGGCAACCUGUCUUACACGAUUCUCACCUACGACAGUUUCAACAAGACGGUUGACGAGUUCUAUUCGUCUAUCGAGGGUCAGAAGCUGGAAUCUAGACUCCAUGAGCGCGAGGCUACGGCGAAGAAGAAACUCGAUGCCGCAAGAAAGGACCAGGCCAAGAGAUUAGAGGGUUUGCAAGAAGCCCAGACACUUAGCAACCGGAAGGCGGCGGCCAUUGAGGCCAAUAUUGAACGGGUCCAAGAGGCUAUGGAUGCUGUGAGCGGCCUUCUUGACAGCGGCAUGGAUUGGGUGGACGUCGGCAAGCUGGUAGCUCGAGAGCAAAAGCACGGGAACCCCGUGGCAGAGAUUAUCAAGCUUCCCCUGAAACUGUCAGAGAACACCAUUACCCUUCUACUUGGUGAAGAGGAGGAAGAUGCAGAAUCCGACGCGGGAUACUCUACGGAUUCGUCUGCCUCCGACUCUGAGGGGGAAGGUAAAGCGAAUGCUGCGGCGUCGGGGGCGGAAAAGCUUGCAAUCGAUAUCAACCUCGGCUUGAGUCCCUGGGCCAAUGCCAGAGAAUACUACGACCAGAAGCGCACCGCUGCCGAUAAAGCCCAGAAGACGGCUCUUCAAGCUGACCGGGCAAUGAAGAGCGCCGAGCAGAAGAUCAAGCAGGAUCUAAAGAAGGGUCUGAAACAGGAGAAGCCUGUGUUACAGCUCCUUCGCCAGCAGUCCUGGUUCGAGAAGUUCAUCUGGUUCAUAUCGUCGGAUGGAUAUCUCGUGCUAGCCGGAAAGGAUGCCUCUCAAAGCGAAAUCCUGUAUAAGAGGCACCUGAGGAAGGGCGACAUUUACUGCCAUGCCGACGUUGCCAACGCUUCGCACGUGGUGAUCAAGAAUAACCCAUCUACACCUGAGGCGCCAAUCCCGCCUUCGACACUCUCCCAGGCCGGGAUACUAUCCGUCUCCAUGUCUAAUGCGUGGGACUCUAAGGCGUUGAUGGCGGCGUGGUGGGUUAAGGCAGAGCAAGUCUCCAAGACCUUGUCCGGAGGGCACGUUCUGCCGCCAGGUAACUUCACCGUUAGCGGAGAGAAGAACUAUUUGCCCCCAGCCCCGUUGUUACUAGGAUUUGGAGUUUUGUUCCGUGUUGGCGAGGAGAGCAAGGCCAAACAUACGAAGCACAGAAUUUACGAAGGAUCUGGAAAUGCAGUGAGUGAAGGCGUCUCAGCUCCUGAUCUACUUCCUUCCCGUGAGAAGGAGACCGGCGCAGAUGUAGCAGACGCUACGGUGCAGGAAAACCGUGAAGAGAUAGAAGAUGAGUCUGAUGCCGAGGACCAGGAUCAGCGACCUCCUACCAACCCUCUUCAGUCAUCCGGCCACGGGGAGGAGGAGGAGGGAGGUGAAACGGAGGAAACCGAAAUCGCUAAAAACACCCAGGCGCUCACUCUAGAGGAGAGUUCCGAAAUCGGGAAUGCCGGAGAGCAAAACGAGGACGAGAGAACCCUCGAGGACACAACGCCAGACCCAGAAGCAGAGUCCACCGCAGCACCCUCAACCUAUGCGGCCAGUACAGUGACGUCCGAAAAGAAACAAGCUUCUAAACGUGGGCAACGCGGCAAGGCUAAGAAGAUUGCCGCAAAGUACAAGUACCAAGACGAGGAAGAUCGCCAAGCCAUCGCCACUCUCCUCGGCUCAGCGGCAGGUCGGCAGCGAGCCGAAGCCGAAGCGAAGGCGAAAGCCCAACGGGAGGCCGAGCUCGAAGCACAGAGGGAGAGGAGGAGGGCUCAGCAUCAGAAACAACAACAGGACGCCGCGGAGCACGAGGCCAGGAGGAAGCGCCUGCUGGAGGAAGGGCUAGAUGUCGUCGGAGCCGGCGAGCCGGAAGAUCUAGCGGCGGUAGAGGAUUUCGUGGGGACACCCCUACCGGGAGACGAGAUCCUCGAGGCGGUGGCCGUCUGCGCUCCGUGGGCGGCGAUGGGGAAGAUGAAGUACAAGAUCAAGCUGCAGCCGGGGAGUCUCAAGAAGGGACGCGCCGUCAAGGAUAUGCUGGAACGGUGGAGGCAUGAUAGCGAGAGGAAGGGGAGCUUGGAUCCCAGGGCUGAGGACAUGGAGAAGAUGUGGCCGAGGGAGGUGGAGUUGAUCAAGGCGCUGAGGGCGGAGGAGGUGGUUAAUGUUGUGCCGGUUGGUAAGGUGAGCAUCAUGGCUCCUGGCGGGGGUGGUGCUGCGGGUGGUAAGGGUGGGAAAGGAGGACAGCAAGCGAAGGGAGGCAGGGGAGGUAAGAAAAAGUGA
Scedosporium apiospermum is the source of this 3183-nucleotide messenger RNA. RefSeq lists its product as uncharacterized. Bases 1 to 3183 code for a protein of 1060 amino acids. Gene Ontology annotation, biological process: ribosome-associated ubiquitin-dependent protein catabolic process; rescue of stalled cytosolic ribosome. Gene Ontology annotation, molecular function: ribosomal large subunit binding; tRNA binding. The transcript is spliced from 3 exons. The record is from RefSeq and is a predicted model, not a curated record. NCBI's taxonomy places the organism in Eukaryota, Fungi, Ascomycota, Sordariomycetes, Microascales, Microascaceae. Gene Ontology annotation, cellular component: RQC complex.